Messenger RNA from Cyanistes caeruleus (blue tit), 670 nucleotides. The record is from RefSeq and is a predicted model, not a curated record. Lineage: Eukaryota; Metazoa; Chordata; Aves; Passeriformes; Paridae.
GCUGGGCGCGGCCCCGCGGGGGCGCGGGGGGGCCGGGCAGCCCUGGCCGGGGGUAACGGGCUCUUCCCCUCCGUGCGCAGAGACAGGCACCUGCCAACAUGUCCGACAAACCAGACAUGGCUGAGAUCGAGAAAUUUGACAAGUCCAAAUUGAAGAAGACAGAGACGCAAGAGAAAAACCCGCUGCCUUCAAAAGAAACAAUUGAACAGGAGAAGCAAGCGGGUGAAUCGUAAUGAAAUCUGCCCUUCCAAAUUAUGCACUGUACAUUCCACAAGCAUUGCCUUCUUAUUUUACUUCUUUUAGCUGUUUAACUUUGUAAGAUGCAAAGAGGUUGGAUAAAGUUUUAAAUGACUGUACUGCCCCUUUCACAUCAAAAGAAUAGAGAGAACUACUGACACUGAAUGAAGGCGCUGCCUUUCCCUCUGCCUGUCUGGCUUUGGUCCUGGUGGCAUGAAAGAGCUUGCAUGUUGAUGAAAGAAGAACUUGGGUGGGACUACAGUAAACUAGAGUAACACACGAAUAAAUGCAAAGCUGUACCAAGGUCCUGCGAGCUGUAAAAUGCAGUUAAUCGAGUGCCAUUUUUUUUUUUUUUUUUUUUUUGUUCAAAUGAUUUUAAUUAUUGGAAUGCACAAUUUUUUUAAUAUGCAAAUAAAAUGUUUUAAAACCUGGA